Camelina sativa (false flax) is the source of this 1411-nucleotide messenger RNA. RefSeq names its product mitochondrial uncoupling protein 2. The record is from RefSeq and is a predicted model, not a curated record. Gene Ontology annotation, biological process: transmembrane transport. NCBI's taxonomy places the organism in Eukaryota, Viridiplantae, Streptophyta, Magnoliopsida, Brassicales, Brassicaceae.
UAGCGAAAAUAGUAACACCAAAAGAUUGGGAUUGAGAGAGACUCUCUGUACUAUUUCUGAAUUCGUUUACGCCAUUAGAUUGCUUUUUUAAAAAUCUCGAUCUCGCUCACUCACUUUUCUUCAUUACUACUCUAAAUAAAAACCAAAUCAUUUGAGAAAACCCAUUUUUAAAGAUAAAUACUACUUUUUUUUAUCAAAUCAAUCAUCCUGAUCGUCGUUGUUGUCAGAGAGAAGAAAAGUGCAAGUUCUUAAAUUUUUUUUUUUUGUGUUUGCCAUCAAUCGGUGCAUCCCCAGAUUUCGCUUAUCUUGUUCCCCAUCUUUUGUAUUAGCAAUUAACAAUGGCGGAUUUCAAACCAAGGAUCGAGAUUUCGUUCCUUGAAACCUUCAUUUGCAGCGCUUUCGCUGCUUGUUUUGCAGAGUUAUGUACAGUACCGUUAGACACAGCCAAAGUAAGGCUUCAGCUUCAAAGAAAGAUCCCUACUGGAGAUGGUGAUAAUUUACCCAAGUACAGAGGCUCAAUUGGUACACUAACUACCAUAGCAAGAGAAGAAGGUAUUUCUGGGCUUUGGAAAGGUGUCAUUGCAGGACUUCAUCGUCAAUGCAUCUAUGGUGGCUUAAGGAUUGGGUUAUAUGAGCCUGUCAAGACUUUUUUGGUUGGAAGUGACUUUAUUGGUGAUAUUCCAUUAUAUCAAAAGAUUCUUGCAGCUUUGUUAACUGGAGCUAUAGCUAUUAUAGUAGCUAAUCCAACUGAUCUUGUUAAAGUUCGGCUUCAAUCAGAAGGAAAACUACCGGCUGGGGUUCCUAGGCGUUAUGCAGGAGCUGUAGAUGCUUAUUUCACCAUAGUGAAGCUGGAAGGAGUUAGUGCGCUAUGGACCGGACUUGGUCCUAAUAUUGCUCGGAAUGCUAUUGUAAAUGCUGCAGAGCUAGCUAGUUAUGAUCAAAUAAAGGAGACAAUUAUGAAAAUUCCAUUCUUCAGAGACAGUGUUCUAACUCAUCUACUAGCUGGUUUAGCUGCAGGCUUCUUCGCUGUCUGUAUUGGUUCUCCGAUUGAUGUGGUAAAAUCUAGAAUGAUGGGUGACUCUACUUACCGAAACACAAUUGAUUGCUUCAUCAAAACCAUGAAGACAGAGGGGAUCAUGGCAUUCUACAAAGGAUUUCUCCCGAAUUUUACACGGCUAGGAACCUGGAACGUCAUUAUGUUCCUCACACUAGAACAAGUGAAAAAAGUGUUUCUAAGAGAAGUCUUGUACGAUUGAUACUGAGAUCCCUAGUCGAAAAAAACAUACCUUAUUACAUAAUCCCUUCUAAAAACCCUCGAAUUGUUAGAAUUAAAACAUAUAUAUGUUAUGUGUGAGCUUUGUCAUUUAGAUUAAUAUAGAAACAUUUAUCCAAUUUUGAAUUUUUUUUUCAA